Arabidopsis thaliana (thale cress) is the source of this 1408-nucleotide messenger RNA. RefSeq lists its product as uncharacterized. NCBI's taxonomy places the organism in Eukaryota, Viridiplantae, Streptophyta, Magnoliopsida, Brassicales, Brassicaceae. The transcript is spliced from 3 exons. The record is from RefSeq and is marked reviewed. Bases 494 to 1165 code for a protein of 223 amino acids.
GUAGCUAUGAUUGAUUUGAUCAAGUUGAUGAAUUUUUGACAGGAGCAAACAGUGUUGAGAAGACUAGCACAAAGAGUUUGGAGCUUUUGAAAACGAGCUGUGUUAAGUUGCGUAGGAGUUCUGUUGAAAAGUUCUUGGACUCUGAGAACGACAAGUCAGAUUAUGAGUGGUUACUUGCGGCUCCUGAGAUCACACUACUAGGAGGAAAAGAGAACUCAAUGGUUAAACUCAAGGAGCCUAAAGCUAAGUCCACUGCUUUAAAACAACGGGUGAGAACUAGUCCCCUUCUUAGCCAUCUUUUGUCUUUACUAAAGACUCUUUAGGGAACAUAUAAGAUUGAUAUGUGUCAUGUUAUUUAAGGUUUUUGCCAGUCUAUCCUAGACUUCCUAGUCUUAAGUACUAUGUUCACAUCAUUGUGGUAUUGUGGUCCAUUUUUACAACUACUAGUAGCUAGUUUCAGCAUUCCUCAGGUUUAGAUUUAUGCGUACCUUUAAUGAUUGCUUGGUGCUGGUUCAUGUUAUGCUUUUGUUUUAAGGUUGAAAACAUCCCGCAGGAACCAUUGACACGGAGCGUUAAGGUUUCCAAGCCAACCCCAAGAACUGUUUCUAGCAAGCAAGCCAACACAGCUGCAGAAGUAAAACCAAGCAUUAAACCGUCAAGACAAGCCACACCAACUUCACGUGCUACAUUACCCUCCACAAGACUAACCAACUCUGCUCAGAAAUCAAAUUCAGAAAGUAUAACCACUUCAAUCAAAUCCAAUACACGAGCAUCUGCUUUUCCUCGUUCAUCCUCGGUUGGAAAAUCAGUUUCUAGUGCUAAAUGUACAACUCCAAAAAUCCCUGAAACACGUGCUAGACCUGUCUCAACCUCAAGAAGCAGAGUCUACAGUUCAGGUGACAGAUCAACGGGACGAUCGAAGAUUAGUAAUGAUGUGAAUCCUGUGUUGAUGGGGACUCAAAUGGUGGAAAGAGUUGUGAACAUGAGGAAACUUCCACCUCCAAAACAUGACGAUAACACGACCUUGGGCUUCGGGAGAACUCUUUCUAGGUCGUCUCUAGACAUGGCUUUGAGGCACAUGAACAUAAGGCAUAGCGUUUCGAAGAACCUGAGGGUAACAGUCAGUGCUUCGACAAACUCGAUGGACAAAAACGAGUCAUCGUGAUACCAAAGUAUUCUCAGCUUUGGUGGCACACUCUAUGGAAAUUACCACCUACGUGACCUGCCCAUUAUUAUCAGAUAUAGACGCUACAUAGUACUUAUUUCGAACUUAUUCAUUAGAGAUCUGUAUCCUAGUAACCAGUUGGUGGUUAAUAGUUAUAAACUUAUAUGUAUGUGUACCUUUUAUAAGACAUCGGCAAAUACAGGUUGAACCUAGCCGAGUCUUAGAGAAAGAUAUAUAUUCUUC